CCUAUUCAACUUUUACAAAAUACAUUGGAUAGUGGGAAUAUUUUCAGUUUACGACAUGCACCGAAUGAAACACCAACUGAACGCUUGUAUCGACACGAGCGAGAAGCUUUGAACCAGUGGAAUAGCUCGUUUUGGACUGAACAUAAUGUGCUCUAUGAGAAGCGUAAAGCCGAUUUCAUUGCUAAGAAGAAGAAUGAAAUCGGACAAUUGGAACAUAUCAAUGCUAAUGAUCUAUCGCAAUUCUAUAGGGAGUUUUUGAAUGAACGGAAAGUCGCACUGCGCACCUACAAUAAGAUAUGGUAUAAACGAAAUUUGGCACUCAUAUGGCCUGCCCUCAAAGUGAAUUUGAUUCGAUUCGCACGUUUGAUUCGACGACGAUGA
Messenger RNA from Anisakis simplex (herring worm), 381 nucleotides. The record is from the annotation of a GenBank genome assembly. NCBI's taxonomy places the organism in Eukaryota, Metazoa, Nematoda, Chromadorea, Rhabditida, Anisakidae.